AUGUCGCACCGUAAGUCCAGGAAAACCGACGCCCUGAUGAAAGCAAUUUCUACCUGCUUCGGGGGCCAGCAGGCUCGACGACGGCGGCCUUGCUCGAGUCAGGGUCGCCAUCAGGUGGUAGGGGCGGCGCGUCGGGUCGCACGGUGGGCUCGCAGUCACUGGCCACGUAACGUAGCACCACCAGAGGCGUCGAGCGAACAACCAGCCGGCGCCACCGACCAACGGGACUGGUCGGGGCUGCCAGAGGACCUGCUGCUGGCGGCCAUGGCGUCGACGGAGGUCCUCGACGUGCUCAACUCCGGCGACGUCUGCUCCUCCUGGCGCGCGGCGUGCGCCCAGUUCUGUCGCCUCCACCUCCACGCCAAGCCCAACCCGCCUCCCUGCCUGCUGCACGCCCGUGCCGCCGACGGCGCCGCCGCGAUCUACUCCCCAUCAACCGGCGCCACCUUCCCCUGCCGCGGCGGCGGGUUUGCGGUUGCAGGCUCGGCGCACGGGUGGGUGUUCGCCGUUGACGAUGCGACGGCCAACCCCUUCCUCUUCAACCCUCUCACGGGCGCCCGGACCGCGCUCCCGCCCCUCGCCACCCUCGAGCGCGUCAAGGGCACCUCCCUCACCGCCGACGGCACUGUCGUGUAUGACAUCGACCAUUGGCAUCCGACGUGCGCCGCCACCGCUGCGAUGGGCGUGGAGCCUGUGACUGCAAGGAGGGCGCGAGACUGGAUGUUUCGUCGCGCCGCCAUCUCCGCCGCCGGCGUUGUCCUCCUUGUGCACAUGCCACACGGCGAGGCAUCGUACGCGAGGCCGGGAGACGAGCGCUGGACCUCACUCUCAUCCGUCCUGGCAUCCUUCAUGGCUUGCCCCAUCAUCGGCGUCGUCCACAACAACAACAACGGCCUUUUCUAUCUGAUGUGCCAAGGCGGCACCAUUUUCUCCGUAGACCUCGCUGGACCGGUGCCGGCGGGGCGAACCAUCUCGUACCUGAUGAGGGAGUUGCGCCCUAGCUAUAAAAACUCCUACUACGUCGUCUUCCGCGGCGAAGAGCUCCUGGUGGUGACGAGACACCUCUCGCUGUCGAGACCUCGCGCGGGGGAGAAGGACGUGUCCACGACGGACAUAGUGAUCGAGAAGAUCACUUUUGAGCUGCCAGCUCUGGUCAGGUUGCCUGGCGUCGGGGACGACUACGCCUUGUUCCUUGGCAACAACGAGCCGAUGUGCCUUCCGGUGAAGGACUAUCCCAUGUUGCGGCCCAACUGCGCCUAUCUCGCCGACGACAGUGAGCAGCACUUCCCGCCUAUCACGCGGCAAGACGCCGGUAUAUGGGAUUUCAGUAGCGGGAGAAUGCACAAGUUCGGUAGCCAACUGCAGCCUUGGCUGGAUGAGCGACCUCCUAUUUGGAUCACCCCCUCUCUUUACUAGCU
Messenger RNA from Lolium perenne, 1418 nucleotides. RefSeq lists its product as uncharacterized. Gene Ontology annotation, molecular function: protein binding. The record is from RefSeq and is a predicted model, not a curated record. Lineage: Eukaryota; Viridiplantae; Streptophyta; Magnoliopsida; Poales; Poaceae.